Stylophora pistillata is the source of this 1107-nucleotide messenger RNA. Its product is annotated as mucin-like protein. Gene Ontology annotation, molecular function: calcium ion binding. Gene Ontology annotation, biological process: cell-matrix adhesion. The record is from RefSeq and is a predicted model, not a curated record. Lineage: Eukaryota; Metazoa; Cnidaria; Anthozoa; Scleractinia; Pocilloporidae.
AAUUUUUUUAACUGGGGUCCUUGGGGCAAAUGCAGCUCUUCCUGUGGGCCUGGUGCUCAAAUGCGAUUUAGAAACUGCACCAAUCCACCACCGAUCAACAAUGGACAAGAUUGUCAGGGACCUAGUAACGAGACUCGGGCAUGUGACUCAGGAGCUUGUCCAGUUACAACAGCACCUCCGCCGCCAACAACACCAGCCUGUAUUUUACCAAACCGCAGGACGCCCAAUCAGGAGGAGAUCAAAAAUGCUAUUUCUAUAUACAUUUUGAAUAUUACUCUUCAAGAGUGGUGCCAAAGAGAAGAUGAAUUUAGACUACUACUCGCCGAUUUUGUCACUGACUUUUGCAAUGCUCAGAUCGGGAUAUGCGCCAACCGUUCAUUACCGUCUGACGUGGAUCUCAUAAACAUACUUCCUGGAUUUCCCGUUGUUAACAGUCCCUUAGAACUCCGAUUUUACGUACGUCUGAAGGCUGGUAUCAAUCAACAUGUUACGAUAGACAAAGAGGUCCUGCACGUGAUAUUCGAAUAUUUUGCUCAAAACAUAAGUGAUGCAUUGGGCGCAGAAUUAAUAGCCGAUGGAAACUUUACAAAUUGGGGUCCCUGGGGUGAAUGCAGCACGUCUUGUGGGCCUGGAAUUCAGAUACGAUUUAGGAACUUUUUUUAUCCACCGCCGAUUAACAAUGGUCAGGAUUGCGAGGGACCUAAGAACGAGACACGCCCAUGUGACUUGACACCUUGCCCAGUUGAUGGUAACUUCAGUGAAUGGGAAAACUGGAGCACAUGUUCUUCAACGUGUGGUCGAGGAGUACAGAUACGAUACAGAAGCUGUACUAGUCCUCCGCCGUCCAAUGGUGGCCAAGACUGCACUGGGGCCAGGAUGGAGACCAGAGAAUGUAAUUUAACACUUUGUGUGGUUGAUGGUAACUUUACGGAGUGGACAAGCUGGACCUCUUGCAGCCUGACUUGUGGAAAUGGAACUCAGAGCCGUUACAGAAACUGUACCAAUCCCCCUCCACAAAACGGAGGAAAUGACUGCGAAGGAUCUCGGAACGAGACUUUUUUUUGUUUUGAUGGACCAUGUCCAGGAAUGAGAGUAAAUGAAGCCUGA